CUAACUUUUAAUCAUUCAACAUGUCUAGACGACUAACUUUGUGUGCGAUUAUACUUGUUGUGGUCUCUCAGAUUUCCGCGAAUUCAUUUGAAGAGUUCUUCAGUCAGCAAACUUCAAAAAUGAACAACUUCAUUAGAGAUCAAUUCAAUCUUGUCGAAAGCGCUGUUAAUUCAAGCUACGUAGGGACGAUUGAAAUACAAAAUAAAGUCAGCGAUUAUGUAGAAGAACAGAAGAAGAAAAUAUCCAACGAUGUCAACAGCUAUGUUGAAAAAUUCCAAGAGACCGGGCGAAACUUCAUGGAAACCUACUCCUUUAUGCCGACAGAGGAUCCUGCUUCGUUAUUGGAGAAAACAGAUUUAGUAUUAUCCGUGCCAGCGAUCAUAAGGCGUAAUGGUUACGACUGUGAAUCACACACAAUCCUCUCUGACGGUUUUCUGUUAAACGUUCACCGAAUCCCUCGUUCUAAAGUUGGAGGACCUGUUUCUAGAAAUACUGUUCUUCUUCAUCACGGUUUAUUUGCCAGUUCUGCCGAUUGGAUCCUUAAUGGCCCUCAGAAAGCCCUUGCGUAUGCACUAGCUGAUGCUGGUUAUGAUGUAUGGAUGGCGAACAUAAGGGGAAAUAAAUAUUCCAGGGAACAUAUUCGAUAUAAGGAAAACACCAAGGAAUAUUGGAACUUUUCGUGGCACGAAGUAGCAGUGUUUGACGUUCCCGCGGUGAUCGAUUACAUUCACAAAGUUAAAGGGGUCGAUACAAAAAUUGUUUACAUAGGACAUUCCAUGGGAACUACAAUACUUUUCACAAUGCUGUCUGUUCGUCCGGAAUAUAAUAAUAAGCUCGUUGGAGGCAUAGCUAUGGCCCCGGAAGUGUUUUUAUCCAAUAUGGUGUCACCAUUGAAAUCGAUGGCUGGCAUAACGAGCGGGUUUGCUCACGCACAAAUCGUGGCUGGAGUUUAUGAGUUCGUACCGAAAGAUUCCUUUUUGGGUCGCCUACACAAAAUGUGCGAAGCUGAACACGCUAACACCAAAAUUUGCAAUAACAUCAUAUUUUAUCUUUGCGGUGAAGAUCAAGAACAGUUCAACCAAACAGUGCAACAUAUGUUUCUAUCCAAAUUGGGAACAGGCACGUCUUGGAAAACGGCUGUGCACAUGGCCCAAAUGAUUUUGUCGGGCAGAUUUCAGCACUUUGACUACGGUUACGAAGAACGCAAUCUGAGGAUUUACGGUACUGCGACACCGCCGGAUUACGAUUUAAGUAAAGUUACGUUGAAUAUAACUUUGUUUUGGGCGAAGAAUGACCUGCUUUCAAAUGAAAUGGAUGUGAGAAAGCUACACGAGACGCUACCGAUGACGACGCAGAUGUAUUUAGUGCCGUACCCGAAAUUCAAUCACGUGGAUUACUUGUGGGCGAAAGAAGCACCACGAUUGAUCAACAAUAAAGUUUUUGAGAUAUUAAUGGAUACAUUUUAGGGAAGUAACUCAAAUAUCGACA
Messenger RNA from Chilo suppressalis (striped riceborer), 1488 nucleotides. The record is from the annotation of a GenBank genome assembly. NCBI's taxonomy places the organism in Eukaryota, Metazoa, Arthropoda, Insecta, Lepidoptera, Crambidae.